This is a messenger RNA of Racocetra persica, 199 nucleotides long. NCBI's taxonomy places the organism in Eukaryota, Fungi, Glomeromycota, Glomeromycetes, Diversisporales, Gigasporaceae. The record is from the annotation of a GenBank genome assembly.
AAGUGAAGAAAUAAUAAGCGAAAGCAGUAAAAGCAAAGUAGCAAAAGAGAAAACAGCAAGACUAAAGCAGCCAAAAAGAAAGCAGCAAGGCAAAAGCAACAGAAGAGAAAGUAGUAAGGUGAAAACACAAAAGAAAAAGCAGCAUGUCAAAAGCUACAAGGUGAAAACAACAAAAGCAAAAGCAGCAAAAGCAAAGUGA